CCAAUUAACAUUUGAGUCACUUCGCAUCAUUAAUACCACAGUCUAACGAGGACCUCAUAGUGAGAACAAGACACAGAAAUGCACAGCUCUCCAAAUCACAAGUGACACCCCACGCCUUACCAGAGCAUAAUAGCAUCAUCACCCUGUAAUAAUUAACACCCUAGCAGUUCAUUAGUUCCUCGCCACUGAAGUUAAUAUGAUUCCACCUGUCAAACAGGAGUAUAUAGGAGUAGGAGUUUCAGAUAAUGCAUUUUUCCAUGAUAUAUUAUUGCAAAUGAAAGAAUUGAUAAGACUUCCAAUGCAGAAGUAACACCUUGGUGUGACCUUAUCAAACAUCUUUCCUACUGGGUCUGGGAGUCCCUUCUCAUGCACAAAUGUCUCUUCACCCUUUACCCCUUCUACACCCACACACCAACACCACUACCUCCACUGUGCUUCGUGGUUAUAUUUUGACCAAUUGUGCUCUCUAAUCAACCGCAGGAUCCCACCUUUGAUGCCUAUAAAAGCCUAUCAUCCUCAAACCCCUCUAAAAGGCAGUGUUUUACAGUGUUGAAAGUAUGUUCUCUCUGUUACGGGUGUUUGUGGUGACUCUGUCCAUGUCUCUGCUGCUUUGCGGCGUCAGUUCGGCACCAAGAGGAGACCUGCUGCUCCAGCUGCUCCAAUCAGAAGUGGAUCCCAAGGAGAAUGAGCUCCAGGAUCUCUCUCGCUUGCUGCUUCUGAAGCAGCUUUCUGAGUCGGUGGCACCUGAGGAGAAAGAAGCUCUUGAAAGCAUUGAUGAUCUUGAGGUCCGUAAUGAAGUGGUUCGCCAGAUUCCCCUCUCCCAACGAGAACGCAAAGCAGGCUGCAGGAAUUUCUACUGGAAGACCUUCACCUCUUGUUAGUCAACCUGCAAGACCCUUACAAACAUUGUUGUACUUGUGUAGCCAUCAAAAUAACAAUGAGACCAGGAAUAUUAUCCCAGUAUAGAGAGAGAUUAACUCUUGACGUUUAUGCAGUGUAUGCUAUAAAAUGUUUGUAUUAUGGGUACUAUUAGAAUUGAUGGUCAGAGAUCAUAUGAUUAAUGUUUAAAACCUUGAUAUAGAGGUUUUUGUGUUGACCUGUCAACAGUGUCAUUGGAUUGAUCGCUAUUCCUCUGUAAUAAAGUGUGAUCAGGGAAAGCAUG
Molecule: messenger RNA, 1162 nt
Organism: Carassius auratus (goldfish)
Lineage: Eukaryota; Metazoa; Chordata; Actinopteri; Cypriniformes; Cyprinidae
Product: somatostatin-1A-like
Exons: 2
Coding region: 558-881 (107 amino acids)
Biological process (GO): regulation of cell migration
Cellular component (GO): extracellular region
Molecular function (GO): hormone activity
Source: RefSeq, a predicted model, not a curated record